AUGCAGGCACAGCUGGCGUGUAUGCUUCUGCUCUGCUUCACAUGUGGUGGACUUUGCACAGAUGUCAACCAGGACCAGCGAGCGCUUGAAGAGGAGCUGCUCAGCAGUCUUUUCGCCUCUAAGAUGAAACAGAACAAGCAGAGCGCCCCCUACUGGCGCGUGUCGCUGGCCAACCUGUGCAGGAUGGUGAGCGGCCUGCGGCAGGAGGUGUGGAGCGGCGAGGAGGAGGAGGACGGCGAGGGGAGCCUCCAGCUGCUGGAGGAGCUGUACAACCUGCAGCACAUCUGCCGAACGCUGCAGAGCCGGGAGGAGAGGCUUCUCCAUGACUCUCUAGAGUAUUUAGAGGAGAACAGUGACAAUCCGCUGAAACGGAAAUCACCCUACAUCCUGAAGAGGCAAGCGACGCACACCGCCAAGUCCCGGAGGCCGUACAUCUUAAAGCGAAGUACGAUUUACUGA
Messenger RNA from Chelmon rostratus (copperband butterflyfish), 459 nucleotides. It is a transcript of the gene nts, whose product is annotated as neurotensin. The coding region runs from base 1 to 459 and encodes 152 amino acids. NCBI's taxonomy places the organism in Eukaryota, Metazoa, Chordata, Actinopteri, Chaetodontiformes, Chaetodontidae. Gene Ontology annotation, cellular component: extracellular region. The record is from RefSeq and is a predicted model, not a curated record. Gene Ontology annotation, molecular function: neuropeptide hormone activity. The transcript has 4 exons.